GCCCUCUCGCCUUCCACGUUUGCCACGUUCCAAAGGACCAGGACCGACUGGAAAGCCGAAAGCGGCUUGCGCUCACAGGCUGCCGAGUCGCGCUAGAACAGCUCUAAGUCCGCAGGGGGCGGGGAAGCGCUAUACGGUUCUGCCUCCGUCAUAGGAGCCUUUAUGAUUGGCUGCUUGGCUCGUCACUCGGCCUUCCGCUGGUGGAGAGGGGGCGGAGUUCAGCCGGGAAGGGGCGUGGCCUCAAGCUGGAGCGGGGCGCGCUCUCGCGCGGGGAGGGUAGACACUGGUUCGGCGCGCGCGAGAGCCGGGCGCGCGCAGGAGGCACGCGGGCGAAAGUCCUCAGAGGCGCUGCGGGAGGUGCUGAGACACCUACGCCGCUGCAGGAGCCGCGGCCCGCACCCGCUGUAGCGCCUGCCGCCGUCAGCGCCCCCGGCGCCCUGAGGGAGCCCCCCACCCCUCGCCUGCUCCAGCGGUGCGCAUGAUGGCCCCGCGCAAGAAUGCCAAGGGAGGCGGCGGCGGCAACAGCAGCAGCAGCAGCUCCAGCAGCCCGAGCAGCUGCACCAGCGGCGGCAGCAGCAGCCCCGGGGCCCGGAGAGGUCAGAGGCGCUCCGGGGCCGGGGGCCGGGGCCCGGGGCCGGCUCUGGGGAUGGGGCCCGGGCGGCGGCACUGCGGAUCCAUCUCCCCAGAUGCUGCCGUGCGUCUUCUCCAUCCUCCGUGUCGUUCCUCGUGUGGGCGCGGGGCGGAGGCCGCGCUGGGUGGGCCUGGCGGGCUGGUUUGAGGGGCCAGGCCCAGU
Messenger RNA from Phacochoerus africanus (Common warthog), 793 nucleotides. Its product is annotated as glycogen synthase kinase-3 alpha-like. The record is from RefSeq and is a predicted model, not a curated record. The transcript has a single exon. The coding region runs from base 479 to 778 and encodes 99 amino acids. Lineage: Eukaryota; Metazoa; Chordata; Mammalia; Artiodactyla; Suidae.